UUAAAAGGCACACAUUUCUGAGGAUUUUUCCACGUGCAGUUGGAAGCUCGAAAAUAUGGGUCAGUGCAGUUCAAAGACAUCUGAGCAAGUGCAUGAGCAAUUUAACGAGAUCACGUCACUUACAACUAUAAAGUUCACUGAGAAACGCGUUCCUGGCACUUCACAAGGCAAAGUGCGAGUGGACUUCUCUCAGAAUGAAAAUAAAGUGGAGACUCCAUCGGACAGAAGGCGAUGCGGCUGCAACGGUCAUGACGUGUGCUCGGGACUGGUUUUCGUGGCAGAUCCAACCGGUGGCGUAUGGAUUGAUAAAGCUAUCGGAAGACAAAGAUAGAUCCUGUGGAUGUGGUGCUGGAUUUGGCUCUCUACUGUUGGGAAAAAGUCUUGUUUCUCCCUAAAACCCGUCCUGUAGAUAUUUGAAGGUGACGGUCACAGUAAAUCCAGUGGAAAAGUAUCUGGGAUGUCAAGGAUUCUUGAAUGCCUGAAAGAGAUCUACAUAAUUCAAGUCUGGAAAUGCUGGCAAUUAUUUCCGAAAAGGUCUUUUGUCCAAAACAUUGUCUUUUUUUUAUUUAUAGCCUGUGGUUAUGCAUUAAGUCCACAUGGUAAUGCAUGAAGUCCAAAAUGUUAUCAGCUGAUAAAUGUAAUUGGAAGGCAACUGUGAGCCCAUUCUUAUUUUAUUUCAAAUGUGGGGACAUGUGCCAGGGCAGCAGGCAGUUUUAACUUUAAUUGUGAUUGGUUUCUUUGUUCUUUUAAAAAGAACAAUUCUAAUUUAAAGUACUGUAUGAAAUUAUUGUGUUGAGCAUUGUGAAAAACACUUCUGAUAGCAGGUUUUAAUAGCUGAAUCAAAUGUAACUGGAACUGUAAAUUUUGUAUGUUAAAUGGCAUUGUAUACCUGAGGAUUUUGAACUUAAGAUUGGUUAAAAAAUAUAUAUAAUUUGUUUUUCGUUGUUUGUAUAUUUGACAUGAGAUUCCAUAAAAUAUAUUUAUGUAAGGUAAUGGGUGUAUUGGGUUGUUGAUUUGUUUCACUCAUAUAAUAGUUUAUAAAGUUUUAAAUGUGUAGAUUUUUUAAAUAAUGUUCUGUAAAGAGAAAAUGAAAAAGGACACCAUUCCAGGGAUUCCCAGCAUAUUAUUUGGGAGGUGUCCUUGUCAUACUUUGACCCUUUAAUCACACAGCUCUGUGUAGAUAAGCAAGAUGUAAUACAUCACUGAGUAAUAAAGACAACAUCUUAGGUAAACUCACAUGCGUCAAGAGAAGACAGAGCUUUAGUUUACGUGAACGUUUGACAUUUAGAAUGGGCCAAACGGGAUCCAGACAUAAACCUGAAGCACGUAUCAACCUCCUGGGACUCGAUGGAGCUGGUAAAUCAACGCUUCUUUACAAACUUAAAUACAAUGAAGACUUCCACACUGUUCCAACAAUUGGAUUCAACGUGGAAAUGAUCGAGGCCAAGAGGAACAGGGAUAAAAUUGCCUUGACCGUGUGGGAUGUCGGUGGCCAGGCUAAGAUGCGAGCUCACUGGAAGAACUUUUACCAAGACACAGCUGGAAUUGUGUUUGUUGUAGAUUCUUCUGACAUGAAGCGGCUGGACGAGGCAAAGGGAGUGCUGGAACAGACCUUAAAGAGCGACCACCUCACGGGACUGCCGGUGGUUGUUCUUGCCAACAAGCAAGAUAUUGAAGGAGCUGCAACGGUAAUAGAGAUCACAGAGAAGUUUAAUCUGAGAAAGAGCUGCAGUGACCGAGACUGGUUCAUUCAGCCUUGUUCUGCAUUGACUGGAGCGGGUCUGGUGGACGGCUUCAGAAGAAUUGCACACCUGGUGAAAAUGACACCAGAGGACCAUAACAUCAAAGAGACUGUGAAACACAUAAGAGCAAAAUCUGUGAUGUUAAUGAAGAAAUAGCCAACACAUGGCAACAUCUUGUCACAUCUAUGGAAGGUUGUUUACUAUCCUGCUAAAUAUAGUUGGACAAUGUGGAUUAUUGACUUUGAUAUAUUGAUAACAGAACCAUGCAACAUGCCAGUGUUAACUUAUAUUUAUAAAUAAUAGCUUAACCACAACUGUAUUUGCCUCUGUGGCAUGCCUUUACAGUAACAAAAGGACCCAGACAGUGCCAUGAUCCAAAUUUGUUGACAAUGACAUGACAAUUUGUUAAAACAUCUAUAGAAGGUUAUGUAUAUCCUACUAAUUAUCAUCGAAUUGGGUAUAUUCAUGCAAACAGGAACCAUGCAAGGUGCUAAAGGUACCUUGAGUCAUAAUUCAUGAAUAUAAUUUGCACCAAUAGAAGGUUAUGUACACUAUCCUACUGUGUCAUGUGAAUUGAUAUAUGGGAAGUUGA
This is a messenger RNA of Myxocyprinus asiaticus (Chinese sucker), 2334 nucleotides long. It is a transcript of the gene arl14, whose product is annotated as ADP-ribosylation factor-like 14. NCBI's taxonomy places the organism in Eukaryota, Metazoa, Chordata, Actinopteri, Cypriniformes, Catostomidae. Gene Ontology annotation, biological process: vesicle-mediated transport; intracellular protein transport. The transcript has a single exon. The record is from RefSeq and is a predicted model, not a curated record. Gene Ontology annotation, cellular component: cytoplasm. The coding region runs from base 1290 to 1898 and encodes 202 amino acids. Gene Ontology annotation, molecular function: GTP binding; GTPase activity.